This is a messenger RNA of Penicillium antarcticum, 4407 nucleotides long. It is a transcript of the gene pex6, whose product is annotated as AAA family ATPase peroxin 6. Lineage: Eukaryota; Fungi; Ascomycota; Eurotiomycetes; Eurotiales; Aspergillaceae. Gene Ontology annotation, molecular function: ATP hydrolysis activity; ATP binding. Gene Ontology annotation, cellular component: peroxisomal membrane; cytosol. Gene Ontology annotation, biological process: protein import into peroxisome matrix. The coding region runs from base 1 to 4407 and encodes 1468 amino acids. The record is from RefSeq and is a predicted model, not a curated record. The transcript is spliced from 3 exons.
AUGGACGUCGAGCAAUAUGGACAGAGCUCUCACCAGCCGAGGCAACGGAGAAGAAGAGCUGGAAAGCGGCGAUUGAACAACAAGGCUCCGAUCGCAGCACGUCUGGCGCUGGAUCCUCAGCUGCGUGGGAAGGUCGGCAUCUUAUCCGAAGAUCUAGCGAAUGACCUGUUCCAACAGCAGGCGCUCCAAGAUGUCACAACCUCAGACGAUGGAGUUCUCUAUGUUGCAAUUGCCCCGCAUACGCCUACGUAUACCCCGGUGGAGGACCAAGCGUGGACGAUACUCCCAGUACGCAUCCAGCCAACAGAAAGGUCGCCAGUCCCGAUGUCACACUCGACUGUUCUAUUCCCAGAGUCAGCGGAUUCACUCCAACCUUUCCUACAAGCUCUGGGAAAGGUUGAUUCAUCGCGCAACUCCCUACAGGCACAUCGGUCCGUAGAGAUUCGGAUAUUGGAUGUCGCCCCAAUCCACCUCGAUACAAUCAUUGUCACAGUAGAGCGCCAUCUCCUUCGCAAUCAUGAUGAUGUCCAGAACAAAUUUAGUGGUGGAUUCCAGAAUGCGCAAGGGCCCAAUGGCCUAUGGGGAAAGGCCGGGAAGACCGCAGAAGCCAAGAAGUGCUCGAAGAGAGCGGCAGCGGAUGCCGAACAGCGGCUCACCGCAGCUGUUCGUGAGGCAUUGGGAGCCCAGCAUAUUGUACAUACUGGAGACGUGCUGCCACUUCCUCUUCCUCCGCACCCUAUCACCUAUGCGCCGCCGCCCCCUGCUCGAAUUUCAUUCUGUGAGCCUGUUUCGCAAGGCCUAUUGAUGCCCACUACCAAGAUCGUUCUCAUCCAGGCUCGUGCUCAAGGAAUUCGUGGCCAACAAACGCUUCCCCCGAGAUCGACCCUUCUUAAGCAAGUGGCUGAAGAUGAGGCCGAUGACACCUCUAACGAACAAUUCUACUCUGCCGCAGAAGACAAGCCUGGUGAAAGCGGAACGGAGAUGGAAGCUACAUCGGCGGCCGAAGAGUCGGAAACAGAAGGAUCGACAGGGUCAAUGAGCGACUCCUCGGAUGAUUCUUUGGAAGACAUGAUCUCCCUCAGUGCACCUGAACUGCCGCAGCCAGCAUCGGGCGUGAUGUCUUCAUUAACAUCAGCAACCCCAAGAGCCGGUGGCCGACGCACAGAUGGAAUUCAUACCCCAGGAUCAGUGGCAUCAAACUUCACAUCGGCCACCAUGCGCCCUGGCCGUGGUGGAGGCAAGACCUUCAAGGUCGAAGGCCUCCUGCAACAAGUCCCGAAUGAAGUGUUGCACCCCCGGCCACGCGAUGACGAGGAUGUCGACUCUUUCGUCUUUGUAGACAUUAGCACCCUGGCCAAGAUUGGUUGCUUCUCUGGCGACUGGGUCAGAAUUGAAGCAACCGAAGAGCCCCAGCUGAAUAUGUUUGCUUCUCUCAAAUUCGGAAGCUUCAAUGACUCCCCCGAAGACUCUGGCGAUUGGCGCCCAGUCAAGAUCUUUGGUCUCUCUGGACUUCCAUCCUCUAAGCCGCGAUAUGCCAUUAAUUACUCAGGCGAGCGUCGGCCCAGCAUCUCUCAACGCCCACCCACCCGCUUGACCCCCCCAGUAUUCGUCCCUCCAUUGCUUUUGGGUAACAUUGAAAACCCCAAGUACCUGCGGAUCUCUCCCAUGACUUUUGCCGCAGCCAACGCCUCUUCAAAGCCUGGUCUUUUGCACCAGAUGAAGAACACUGCUGCCAAGAACCCUCCUUUGGCAAAGGAAGUUACCCUGCUUAAGGUGUCUACUCCUCUUUCCAUGGAUCGGGUUCUUCAGCCAGCGCUAUUUGCAGGACUGAAGCAUUACUUCGAGUCACGCCGGCGAAUCCUCAAAAGCGGCGAUUUGGUCGGCAUCAGUGUCGACGAAGGACUCGGUAGAUCAGUCUUCUCCGGAACCGCUGGCGGGGACAGUGCCAACCAAGAAGAAGAUAUCACCACCCGACUCGGCCAGAAUAUCGAUUCCGUUAAUGCGGGAGCCCGCAAAAUUGGUGUUGCUUGGUUCCGCGUUGGACAGGUUGCACCGACUACCGUGGAGGAGUUGGAGGAGACAGGCGAAGACCAAUGGGGUGGAGUUGCUGUCCUUGACCCAGCAACUACUCGGAUGGUUCAGGCUGGAAGCGACGUGAGCCGAGUUCCUGGUGUGCUGAACAAUGGAUGGGAAUACUGGCUUGGUGUCAAGACCGUACCAAAGAGCAUCACCGAUGCACCGGCUCCUCAUGGCAUCAUUGCUGAGCCCCCUCAGUCCUUUAUCCCUCCAUUGCAGCAGCGGAUUCGGGAUCUCAUGUCUGCUGCGACUAGUCCUCGCGCUAUCCAGCUCGGUAUGAAGCCUGUCUUCAUCCUUCUCCGGUCUCAGCAAAGACACAUUGGAAAGGCAACUGUAGCAACUCGGGCGUGUUCAGACAUUGGUCUCCACACAUUCCCCAUUGAUGCAUACGAUAUCCUGACAGAAGGCGGUGCCAAUGGAGGUGACGUUAAGACUGAGGCAUACCUCAAGGCUAGAGCGGAGCGAGCUUUCCAUUGUGGAGCCAACUGCACAGCGCUGAUGAUCAGACAUAUCGAAGUGCUUACCGCUGAUCGCAUUGUGACAGCAAUGACCGAUAUCUUGAACGAUGCCAGAGUCGUCAUUGCCACCACCACCGACGUUGAGAACAUCCCCGAGGGCAUUCGUGGUCUGUUUACUCACGAGUUCGAGAUGGGUGCACCGGAAGAGAAAGAGCGUGAAGGCAUUCUCAAGAACGCAGUCGCAGAACGCAGUAUCAAACUGGCUGCCGAUGUAGAGCUGGGCACCGUUGCUCUGAAGACCGCCGCUCUCGUCGCAGGAGACCUGGUCGACGUCGUGGAACGAGCCGCAGGUGCGAGAACUGCUCGACUCGAAUGCCUGGCUGAAGCCAGCAAGCAACAAUCCGGCUCAGAGGUCUUUGUCAGAGAUGUCCUGCUGGCAGGAGGUGAUGGUGCACGAGGUGUCACCAAGGCAGACUUCGACUUUGCCGUGGAAGCCGCACGCAAAAACUUCGCCGAUUCCAUCGGUGCCCCUAAGAUCCCGAACGUCGGCUGGAAUGACGUUGGUGGAUUGACCAAUGUCAAGGAUGCUUUGAUUGAGACUAUCCAGCUGCCGCUUGAGCGCCCCGAGCUCUUCGCCAAGGGCAUGAAGAAGCGUAGUGGUAUUCUGUUCUAUGGACCACCGGGUACUGGAAAGACCCUGCUAGCCAAGGCCAUUGCCACUGAGUUCUCUCUCAACUUCUUCUCCGUCAAAGGUCCUGAAUUGCUUAACAUGUACAUUGGUGAAUCCGAAGCCAAUGUCCGUCGUGUAUUCCAGCGUGCCCGCGAUGCCCGUCCCUGCGUUGUCUUCUUUGACGAGUUGGAUUCUGUCGCUCCAAAGCGUGGUAACCAGGGUGAUAGCGGUGGUGUAAUGGACCGUAUCGUCAGUCAACUGCUCGCAGAAUUGGACGGCAUGAAUGGCGGCGAAGAGAACAGCGGUGGUGUCUUCGUCAUCGGUGCCACCAACCGUCCUGAUCUAUUGGAUACAGCCCUGCUCCGUCCUGGCCGUUUCGAUAAGAUGCUCUACCUUGGUGUCUCGGAUACCCACAGAAAGCAGGCAACUAUCCUCGAGGCUCUGACUCGGAAGUUCGCUCUCAGCCCUGAUGUCUCACUUGACCGUGUCGCUGAACGUCUUCCUCUCACCUACACUGGUGCUGAUCUAUACGCGCUUUGUUCUGAUGCCAUGCUUAAGGCUAUUACACGGAAGGCUACGGCUGUCGAUGACAAGAUCAAGAGUCUGCCUAAUGGACCUGUCAGCACUGCUUGGUUCUUUGACCAUCUCGCAACACCAGAAGAUGUAUCUGUCACAGUGACAGAAGACGACUUCCUCUCCGCCCAAGGAGAACUCGUGCCAAGUGUUAGCGCCAAAGAACUCGAACAUUUCGAAAGAAUCCGCCAAACCUUCGAAUCAGUCGACAAACAAAAACAAGACCCGGCCUCCAACGGUGCCCAAACAAUUGCCGAAGCAAUGGAAGCCUUCAACCUGGACGGUGCGGAAACCCCCUCACAAACAGUUUCACCCGUCCCCAUCUCGAAUGGCGAUACCCAAGCACCCGGUAGUGGCAGCAUCCAUGACCGCAUCAAAGGCCUGAAACAGUGGCCUGGCAGUAUGGUCCGCAGUCCUAGCGGACAAUCUACGACUAGUAGUAAUGGAAAGGCGAAAGGCAGGAGUGGCAGUAAGAAGGGGAAAUCCAGUGGUGUGGACGGGAAUGUCGAUGAUGAUGUCGACGGUGAUGAGGAAGAUGGAGCUGCGGGUGGUGAAGAUGGGGAUGAGGAUGAGGAUGAUUAUGUUGUGAGAACUGGUCAUCUUGGAAACCCUAUGGAGGAGGUUGAAUAA